AUGCCUCAAUUCAAUGCUUUCGCCCUUGAUGACUUUGUAUUCGAGUGGGGUCCGAAAGUCACUACAGGACUAUGGGACUCUUGCGUUGAGCCGUUCGCCCUCUCUGAGCUCCAGGCGCUUGAUCCAGAGACCUCAGUCCUCUCACAAGAGACACAGCUACGAUAUGGCUUCAGAUGGGGUCUGCCAAAGCUCAGAGACAGCGUCAGAGGGUUGUAUAACUUUCCAGACCUGACUGCCGACGACAUCGUGAUCACCUCUGGAUGCAUCUCGGCAAACUACCUGCUGCUGGACACCAUAGUCAAUACUGGCGACCACGUAAUCGUACAGCACCCAACGUAUGGACAGCUCAUCGAGGUGCCACGCCGUGCUGGAGCCCAAGUCUCACUCUGGAAAUGGCAGUGGAAGAUGGAGGGAGGAGAAGCGUCUUGGUCCAUGGAUUUUGAUCAGCUUGAGAAGAUGAUCCAGCCAAAUACGACUUUGAUCGUGCUGAGCAGUCCCAGCAAUCCAACUGGAUCUGUCCUCAGUAGAGAAGACCUGCAGCGCAUAGUGGACAUGGCCAGAGCUAGGGACCUCAUUGUGAUGUGCGAUGAGGUUUUCCGCUUCAUGCAUCAUGGUCCAGAUGCAGAAGCUCCGCCAUCUCUACUCGAGCUUGGAUAUGAGAAGAGCAUUGUCACUGGCAGUCUCUCCAAAGGGUUCGCUCUGCCAGGAAUCCGCCUCGGAUGGAUUGCUACUCAUCCUUCUCUUCGGCAAACCAUCCUAUACUCUGCCCAACACUCGAGAGACUAUACGACCAUCGCCGUCAGUCAGGUCGAUCAACAAGUAGCCAUGUUCGCACUUUCGCCCAAGGUUAGACCGCAAAUCCUGAAUCGCACUCGAGAGAUCACGCAGAGAAACAUCCAAAUGCUAGAUAAAUGGGUCAAUGAGAAUGCAUGGGUAACAUAUGCCAAACCGAUCGGAGGUGGAACAGCAGUCCUACGCAUCACCGGUGAUGAUGGAAAACCAAUUGAUGAUCUCGCAUUUGCAGUGGCUCUGGCGAAGGAAGAGAAAGUGUGCGUUCCACCAGCUGGUUUCUGUUUCGGCCAUGAAGCGGAUGGCUCUGGGACUACCGAUCUGAAAGGCUUCCUGAGGUGUGGUAUUGUGAUGGGAGGAGAUACUCUUGAGCGAGGACUUGCUGCUAUUAAGAGGUUGAGGCAGAGAUAG
Messenger RNA from Zasmidium cellare ATCC 36951, 1200 nucleotides. RefSeq lists its product as uncharacterized. Gene Ontology annotation, molecular function: catalytic activity; pyridoxal phosphate binding. The record is from RefSeq and is a predicted model, not a curated record. The transcript is spliced from 3 exons. Gene Ontology annotation, biological process: biosynthetic process. The coding region runs from base 1 to 1200 and encodes 399 amino acids. NCBI's taxonomy places the organism in Eukaryota, Fungi, Ascomycota, Dothideomycetes, Mycosphaerellales, Mycosphaerellaceae.